Messenger RNA from Anarrhichthys ocellatus (wolf-eel), 1511 nucleotides. It is a transcript of the gene henmt1, whose product is annotated as HEN methyltransferase 1. The record is from RefSeq and is a predicted model, not a curated record. Gene Ontology annotation, cellular component: nucleus; cytoplasm. NCBI's taxonomy places the organism in Eukaryota, Metazoa, Chordata, Actinopteri, Perciformes, Anarhichadidae. Gene Ontology annotation, biological process: RNA methylation; siRNA processing; piRNA processing. Gene Ontology annotation, molecular function: RNA methyltransferase activity; O-methyltransferase activity. The coding region runs from base 1 to 1296 and encodes 431 amino acids. The transcript is spliced from 9 exons.
AUGGAUAUAACGUUCAGUCCGGCGCUGCACAGGCAGAGACAUCAAUUCGUCAUCGAUUUUAUCAAGAAGAAUAAACCCAAAAAGGUGGUGGACUUGGGCUGCAGCGAGUGCAGCCUUCUCAAACAACUGAAGUUUCACUGUGAAAUCGAACUGCUGGCCGGAGUGGACAUCGACGGUGCCAAAGUGAAAAAGAAAAUGCAUGGAUUAGCUCCGAUGUCAACGGACUACCUGCAACCUCGUAAUGAUCAGCUGCUCGUUGAGAUGUACCAGGGCUCAGUCACACAAAGGGACGCCCGCCUCAGAGGGUUUGACCUGGCGACCAGUAUAGAGCUCAUAGAGCACCUCACUCUUGCUGACGUGGAGCGCUUCUCUGAGGUGGUCUUCGGUUACAUGUCUCCAGCGGCAGUUAUCGUCAGCACCCCAAACUACGAGUUCAACCCGCUGUUCCCUCGACUUACGGGUUUUAGGCACAGCGACCACAAGUUUGAGUGGACCAGAGCCGAGUUCAAGUCCUGGGCUCUGAAGGUGUGCGUGGAUCACGGUUAUGAGGUGGAGUUCACCGGCGUUGGACGGGCACCUCCGGGCCAGCAGGAGAGAGUCGGCUUCUGCUCCCAGAUCGGUGUGUUUCACCGGCUCGGGGGAAGAGAGGUCUGCAACGUGUUUUGUGAUGAUGCUGACAAUGCGCUUUCAUACACACUGCUGUAUAGUAAGAACUACCCCAGCCUGCAUGACAACAACAUCUUGCGGAGGGUCCUGGCGACAGAGGUGUUGUACUGGGCAGAACAGCUGAGGAGGAGAUGGGUGGAGGAGGAGACCGGCCAAGGGGAUGACGCCGAUACACCGGCUGAGGGGGAAGGGAAGGAAUGCCACAGAGUCUCAGAGCAACACCUGGAGAUGGAAGAGAAGCAGACAGCAGCAGCGAUGAAGAAUCUGGUGGAGCAUCAAGACGUUGAGGAUGGAGAGCUGUUUUGGACAGAAGGACAACAGGAGUCUGGCAGAUUGCGCAGGUGUGUGUCUGUACCUCUGUCUAUGCUGUGGUCCCGCUGCCCCAAAGUCGGUGCCCUGAGUGGAAGCCUCGGUAACCUCAGACGGCUCCUGAUGGAUCACCCCGACGUUAAACUGAGCCAGGACGGCUCUGCUGUGCUCCUAAAUGACCAGGAACAAGGAAUAACUGAAGAAGAAGAGGAUCGUGAUAAUUUGGAGGACAGCGGGUUCGCAGAGGCCAGACGGUGUUCCCACAGUUGUGAGCCGGAGGAAGACUGGGAUGCAGAUGCUUUGGCGUCGGGGGACAAGUAGGUGACUUGUUGAGUCAGCACGUGGUUACUGUUGUGCUGACGAUUCCCAAAAGCACUGCUGAAACUGUGGCUCUUGGGUUUAUUAGAUGGCUCGUUUGGACUUUGUGUUCUGUGUAAAUAUCCACUGGCCUCAAACAGGAGUACACUUGCUGAGGCCACUUAAUGUAAAUGGUACAAUAAAAGAUGUUCACAUUGUGAUUGCUGUGCAUUAAAGCA